Molecule: messenger RNA, 453 nt
Organism: Lathyrus sativus (Indian pea)
Lineage: Eukaryota; Viridiplantae; Streptophyta; Magnoliopsida; Fabales; Fabaceae
Source: the annotation of a GenBank genome assembly
AUGGAAAUUCCCCAAAAGCCUCAUGCUGUAUUCGUACCAUUUCCAGCACAGGGCCAUGUCAACCCAAUGAUGCAACUAGCCAAACUCUUCCGUUGCAACGGUUUCCACAUAACCUUUGUCAACACUGAGUUCAACCACAAACGUUUGAUUAAAUCUCUUGGACAAGACUUUGUGAAAGGUCUCCCGGAUUUUCAGUUUGAGACUAUACCUGAUGGUUUACCGGAAUCAGAUAAGGAUGCAACACAGGAAGUUCCGCCGCUGUGUGAUUCGACUAGGAAAAACUGUUAUGGUCCAUUCAAAGAGCUUGUGAUGAAGCUCAACACUUCAUCACCAUAUCCAGUAACUUGCAUAGUUGCUGAUGGCGUCUCAAGCUUUGCUAGAAGAGCUGCGAAGGAUUUAGGCCAGACUUGGGCCCAAGUGGAUCGAGUGCCCAUAAUCGGACACUAUAAGUAA